AGGAUCAGUGUUUGUUUACAGUUCGGUGAUCGAGUGUUUGUACGUCUUGCUAGUGACGAUUUUCGCGCGCAAAUAUGCCGGGUAGAAAAAAACGUGCUCUUUCGGAGUUAGAACUUUCAGCCAAUUUAGCUGAAAUUUUAAGUGAUGUUAGCGAUAUUGACGAGCCAUUUGAUGAUUCAGAUGCAGAUCCAUGGUACGCUGAGAGUUCGGAAUAUGAUAGCGAGGAAUCUGCCGAAAAGAAUAAUCAAAAAUAUAAAAAAUUUAAAUAUCAACAGCAACCUCAAGUACCGACAAACCAAGACCAGCCACAACAGGGUACCAGUAGUGAUGACGAAGAUCAAGAUAUAAAUUUAGUUGGUCCACAAGUUCAAGCGGCAAGAGUAGAACCAAACGUAAUUUGGAAUGAUGUUGAUGAAGAGAAUCUAAAUAAAUUUCGAAAUCCACAAGAGGAUAGUACAUUAGGUCCGAUUGUCGAAACGCGUCAUGACGACAGCCCGCUUUCUUUUUAUAGGCUAUUAGUUUCUGAUGAAUUGCUUGACCUUGAACCUCGUAACCGAAACAAAUCUUAUUGCUACAUAGAUUAUUGCUGGUAUUGUCAAUGAGUCUAUCUCAAAAGACUCAAUUCUCGCCAACUGGAGUGACACAAAUCACAAAGAAAUGUUAAAAUUUAUUGGAAUCCUUAUAUGGAUGGGACUUAGCCCAAAACCUCGUCUAAAAGAUUUUUGGAGCACUAGUUCUAUUUAUAAACCUGAUAUAUAUAUAAAGUUAUACAGAUAUCACGAUGUCGAUUUGAAGCUUUGCUGUCUUGUUUACAUUUUUCAGAUAAUGAGUUAUGUCCAGAGGGAAACAGAUUAUUCAAACUGGAAACUCUUUAGGAAUAUCCAUCAAAAAUUUCCAGGGAGCUUUGGUGCCAGGAAACUCCGUUUGUAUAGAUGAAUCCAUGGUUCCUUUUCGAGGAAGACUAUCCUUUUUGCAAUAUAUACCUGGAAAAAGCCAUAAGUAUGGCAUAAACAUUUUUAAGCUGUGUGCUUAAGGUGGGUACACGUCCAACUUAAAAGUUCCGAGUCCGAAAAGGACGGUAAAGGAAGUCCGACCCACGGAUCAUACUGGUUGAUCCGUGGAAUAAAUAGAGGGUUUUUUGACAUGGAAUCUAACCCUGGGGCGUAUAUCCAAUACCAAUUUUAAACCUUUUAUCCCUUGAUGAUGGACACCACUGUGUCCGAAACAUGUAGGGAAUUUUUAAUUACUAAUUGUUUAAUUAAUAAGUGGAGAGAGAUUGCGGAUUUUCAUUUUACCUUAACCUACAACUCCACUGCAAGUACGGACUAUUUCUUCACUAUUAAAUUCUUUAUUCUUCAUCGAUCCUUAAUGAAUGAUAAAUCAAAAAAACAUUUUUUUAAACUGCUUUCCCCACUUCUUCAUGUCAUAAUUUUUGAGAUACGAGCUGAGUCAAAUAGAUUAUUAUAAAUAAAAUAAAAUAUACUUAUAAAGGAAGCCACCCGCAAUUUUUUUUAUUUGUAUGGACGUUUUCAGCCUAG
Anthonomus grandis grandis is the source of this 1538-nucleotide messenger RNA. RefSeq lists its product as uncharacterized. The transcript is spliced from 2 exons. Bases 75 to 602 code for a protein of 175 amino acids. The record is from RefSeq and is a predicted model, not a curated record. Lineage: Eukaryota; Metazoa; Arthropoda; Insecta; Coleoptera; Curculionidae.